Molecule: messenger RNA, 2195 nt
Organism: Elaeis guineensis (African oil palm)
Lineage: Eukaryota; Viridiplantae; Streptophyta; Magnoliopsida; Arecales; Arecaceae
Product: sialyltransferase-like protein 1
Molecular function (GO): sialyltransferase activity
Source: RefSeq, a predicted model, not a curated record
UGAAGGAGAAAAAAAAUGCACCCACCCGGGGAAGGCAAGAUCGGUAGUUGGGUGUCUUCUCUGGUUGACUCCUUCCUUGAGACCAUUGCCUCCAAAAUCCGAUGAUAAAGCCCAUGCCUUGAUUACCCAGCUUUAUUUAACCUGCCAUUAUCUCGUUGUUUAUGCUCUAAACCAGACCAACCAAACCCAACCCUCGUUAAAAGGCCUUUUGCCACCAGCCGCCGUCUUCUCCGAGCCGCCUCUCUCCGGCGCUCCCCAUUUCCAUCCCCCUCUCGAGCUCUGAGCUCUCCAAGCUCCUCCCAUGGUGGUCGAGAGCCCUCUCUCGUAGCUCCGAGAGGAGGAGCUCUCUGGUUCCCUCUCCAAGGUGGAAUUUUUGGCGCUCUAGAGCAAAGAAACGAGCAAAGACUGGGGCUUUCUGAUGCUCUGAUCUGAGAACCGAGCGAGCUCCUGGGAUUCAUGGUGUUUGAUGCAUUUGUUUCCAAGAGAAUGCAGAUUUCUUGCGGUGGUUCGGAGAUUUAGCUGCUGGGAUGAAGCGAUCGCUCCGCUUGCCAAUUAGCCUCCUGCUGGUGGUCGCCGUCUUCACCGCCCUCAGUUUUGGGGCGGCGCUCCGGCGCGGCAUCGGCGAUGGAUCUUUGCGGGUGGUCGCCGCCGUGACGGCGGCGCCGCCCCUCAACGCGGCGGCGACGCCCCUCAAUGCGACGCUCCUGAGGCUGGCUGCGGUGGACGCCGGGGAGGAGGAGCUGCGGAAGGAAGUGGAGGACCUCCUCGACGUGACCUUCCCCGCCGGCAUCUCCGGCGGCCGCGGGGGCAGGCUCCGCUCGUUCUCCGCCUGGCGGCGGGAGAACCACGUGGAAGCGCGGACACGAUCUGGCUCGCGACUCCCGAUCCGUCUCCGGUCACCCAAGAACUACCGGAUGUUCCCGGAGUUCCGCCGCGCCCUCCGCGACUGGUUCCGGAACCGCCGGUUCCAGCCGGUGGUCAUGGCAGAGCUCGUCGCCCUCGUUAGGGGCCCCAUCGACCGCCACCUCGGCCGCCCCGACGCCGGCCGCCGCUACGGUACCUGCGCCGUCGUCGGGAACAGCGGGAUCCUCCUCAAGAACAAGCACGGCGAGCUGAUCGACGGCCAUGACCUCGUCAUCCGCCUUAACAACGCCCGCACCAACGGCUACCAGCGGAAUGUUGGAUCAAAAACCGACCUUUCCUUCGUGAACAGCAACAUUCUCCACUUCUGCGCCCGUAGGGACGGCUGCUUCUGCCACCCCUACGGCGAUGACGUCCCCAUGAUCAUGUACAUUUGCCAAGCCGUCCACUUUCUCGAUUACACCAUCUGUAAUGCCUCCCACAAGGCUCCCCUCCUCAUCACCGAUGCCCGGUUCGAUGUUCUUUGUACUAGGAUUGUGAAGUAUUACUCUCUGAAGCGGUUCGUGGAGGAAACCGGCAAGCUGCCGGAUGAGUGGAGCAAGUCCCAUGAUGAGAAAAUGUUCCAUUACUCAUCAGGGAUGCAGGCCAUAAUGCUUGCUUUGGGAAUUUGCGAUCAAGUUAGUGUUUUUGGAUUUGGGAAGUCGGCUGAGGCAAAGCACCAUUACCACACCAACCAGAAGGCCGAACUGGAUUUGCAUGAUUAUGAGGCAGAGUAUGCCUUCUACCAUGACCUGAUCGAGAGGCCACAGGUAAUACCAUUCCUCAAGGAUUCUGGAGUUAAGGUUCCUCCACUUGUGUUUUAUCAUUGAGCUGUUUGUUUGAUUCGAUUUGUUGGGUGCCCAUUGCGACGAUUGUAAUUGUAAUUUUGCAUGAAGAAAUUGUAAAAUGGAGAAAGUGAUAAACUGUAAAAGGAACAAGAAAAUUGUUUGGUAGAUUCUUCACAAGUCUUAGAUGUAUGGAUAGCUGCUGAUGUCAAAUUAGAAGAAAGAUUUUUGUUAGCAGUAGAAUUAAUUUCUGGAGGUGGAAUUUUGAGGAUUUGUUCACUUUCUUUGUAUAAUGAGAAUCAGACAGCCAAUUAUAGAUCCUUAUUUAUUGUGAGAGGGUAGGUUCCCUGAGACCUACAACAUACUUCAUUGAAUGGGAGAUUCAAUUAGUGUUCUUUUGAAUGUGCUGUUCCACAUUUAGAGUAUUGGUGGGCCUCUGCCCCAAUCUUCUUCUCCUCUUCUAUUGUAAUGGUAUGGGUACACAGAAUACAUGUGAGUCUUUUCAAGCUA